AUGUCGCAGACUCCAAGUAUCAUACCCAACGAGGCCAUUGACCAGUGUGAGAAUUCCUAUGAAGCUGCUGAUGGAAAAAAGCAGAAGGCUGCCAUGGAUGGUUUCGAUGACACUGAACAUUUGUUCUCGCUUCUCCCUACCAACACCACAGUUAUUGCUUUGUACAAUGUUGGCUGUGUAUUAUCUCGCUCGCUUUCACAGUAUGACAUUCUAGACACUUCUGUCACUUCAUGGCUCCACUUUGCAACGACUGCUAUGCAUGCCUAUGGAUACGAGUGGGGAUGCCAGCUUGUCUACAAUCCUCAUGACACUAUGGGUGCUUUGGACAGUCUAGAGAGGGGCCAUCAAUGUCUUAUGGAGAAGGUCGAAGCGCUCUAUGCUUCACUUAAUAUUCAUGACAGGUUUCCAGAGCUUCAAGGCGUCAACCUAGAUUUUGUCCGCACCCUUCUCAUGGCGCGCGACCUCAAGAUCAACAUACACAAAUGCGCGAUCGGUAGUUUUUUCGAGUGGGAUAAACUGGAUAGGGCAGUCGGCGGUGCUCAGCAAGCUUUGCAAACUCAUAAGGCAAUAGCCAAGAGACAGCCAGCCCUGAUGACUGCCAUUUGUAAGUUCAACUCUUACUGUGAACGCCUAGAAACCCUCUAUGACCCUUCAUGGGGGAUACCACUCCCGAUGGCUCUUCCAACUAAACUAGUGGAUUUGCGCAACAACCAGACCCUAAUGGAGGAUGUCUGGAUUACGCCAUCCGCAGGAGACAUACCACGCUGGUUAGACAAUUCGGACGUGAGAGGUGGAAUCCGCACCCUCCUCAAGCAUGAUCGAUGUCAAGAGGAACACCAGCGUCUCAGUAUUGAAGCUGACAACUUGUGCCGCUAUUUUGGAGAUGAGCUCUGCGCUUUAGAACUUGCACUUUCUUCUGAUGCAAAUCAACUAUUUAGUUUCUUGCUGCGAACACGCCAAGACCACCUUCUUCAGCUCCAAUCACGCUGGGCAAAUCCAUUUACCUCUAUGGCUUGCUUUUCUAGCCGUGCCAAAGAAGCUGUAGACCUUGUGAAGACACUCAUGCGAGGUGCAGCCGAAGCUAACCCCAGUUGGAUAAAUCAUCCUCUAACACUGGAAAUUGAUCACCAAGAAGACGACAUUCCAGACUUCGAAGCAGGGCCAUCAGAUGUCGACGCACAUCAAAUUGCAUUCACUGACUUCCUAGAAGAGGAUUCUGUUGCUAACGAGGAUAUAGAAGACAUUGCUGAAGUGGGAAAAACUAGCAUCACCAUCUGUUGGGCGGUUCCAGAGGCACUCCAAGUUGAUGAAGCACCUGUGCCUCACAAGGAUCACAGCAUCACUAUGCAACGGCCAGGUGCGACUAGGAUAUGGCUCUCUCGGCAUGGCUUCCCUCGACAAAUAUUUGAUCCAAGGGAUAUCUCCUUCCUGAGUUCCCCUACUGCACACCUCAAUGAUGCAUGCCUCAAUGGCUGUGUGAUCUUGCUGCAUGAUGCCCAUAUGUCCACCCCUACAGCGCAGCGCAUCGCCAUUCUCUCUACUCACGACCUGCCACAUAUCUGA
Messenger RNA from Suillus paluster, 1563 nucleotides. RefSeq lists its product as uncharacterized. The record is from RefSeq and is a predicted model, not a curated record. Bases 1 to 1563 code for a protein of 520 amino acids. The transcript has 7 exons. Lineage: Eukaryota; Fungi; Basidiomycota; Agaricomycetes; Boletales; Suillaceae.